GUGUGCUAUAUUUUUAACAUUUGGGGAAAACUCGGCCAACGCGGCGUAAAAUAUGUCGUAUUUUCCAACUUAGCUAGCAUUUGUUCGUAGGAAAUAGCUUCAAAAUGUCAAGACAUCGGAAUGUGCGGACUAUGAACUAUGAUGAUGAAUAUUAUGAUGAAGAUGAAGUCUAUGGGCAUUCUUAUGAUGACAGCUACUGUGUUUCACCAGCAACAGCUGCCCAGUUCACAUUCAACAGAGAGAGAGAUGUCAACUUGUCUUCUUAUAUGGAGGAGGGAAUUCCCGAAGAGGAAGAUGAAAGUGAAAGUGAUCUCGAGCCACUGAGUGAUUCUGGGAGAGACAAGAUUAAACUUGAUGACAUUGAACAAGCAAAGCUGAACUCUUGUUUGGAGGAGAUAGGAAAUGUCCUAGGGGAUACCAUUCCAGAGCACAUUGUUUCCCAGGCCAUUGUAAAACAUAAAUACAACAUCCAGGCUGCCUUGAAUGAACUCUUAAAUCAGAACGAGGCACCAAAACCACAGAGACAGCCAAGGCAGGACAGGAGAACAAACAGACAAGUUUUUGCACCAGUUCAACCAACAGUUCAAUUGAAAACACCAGUCAAAAAAAGUCCAACACCAGACUUAGCCAAUACCACUUCUGCCACCUCACAGAUGAAACUGGAAUCCACUGCAGAACCUAGUGUCAAAAUCCUAGUCAAUGACACCAAAUCGGUUCCUAGUGCUGUUAAAAAUGGUGUGAAAGAAUUGAGGACUAACGUUGGAAACUUAAAAGUAGACACUGAAGUGACCUCUAAAAACAAGGACAGUAAAAGUACGGUAGAUGUCAACCUUAAACCUGUGAAUUCAGAGGUGGAUUUAAUUGCUGAUCUGACUGGGAAAAGUGAACUACUUGCUACCCCCAGCAAAUCAACCACUGGCAUCCCAGCAACACCAAAGAGUACCUCAAAAAUGAAACAAGAUAAGGCAAAAUUAAAGGAAGAAUUUGAGAAGAGGAAGAGUGGAAAAGAUCUACUAAACUUAGUUGUUAUAGGUCACGUAGAUGCAGGUAAGAGUACACUGAUGGGGCACCUGUUGUAUCAGUUAGGGGUAGUCAACAAGAGGGCCAUGCACAAGUACGAACAGGAGUCCAGGAAACAGGGAAAAGGAUCAUUUGCCUUUGCCUGGGUCCUAGAUGAAACAGAGGAAGAAAGGACAAGGGGAGUAACUAUGGACAUUGCUCAAACAGCAUUUGAGACUCCCAACAAGCAGAUUACAUUAUUAGAUGCACCUGGACACAAAGAUUUUAUUCCAAAUAUGAUAACAGGGACUGCCCAAGCUGAUGUUGCCAUUCUAGUUGUCAACGCCACACGAGGGGAGUUUGAGACAGGAUUUGAAUCAGGGGGUCAGACUAGGGAACAUGCUCUCUUGGCUCGAUCACUAGGAGUGUCACAGCUUAUAGUUGCUGUCAACAAGAUGGACACGGUAGAUUGGUCACAGAGCCGUUAUGAUGACAUUGUGAAAAAAUUAGGCCAGUUCUUGAAGCAAGCUGGCUAUAAAGACACAGAUCUGUCCUAUAUUCCAUGCAGUGGUCUAGGUGGGGAAAACUUGGCUAAAACAGUCACAGAACCAAAACUAGCAUCCUGGUAUAAAGGAAGCACUCUAGUGGAACAGAUAGAUAAGUUUAAGCCAGUUGAACGGUCAAUGGAUAAGCCUUUCCGUCUGAUUAUCAGUGAUGUUUUCAAGGGACUGGGGAGUGGAUUCAGUGUGGUGGGUCGAGUCAGCGCGGGGUCAGUCCAGUCUGGAGACCGAGUUCUAGUACAGCCAGCAGGGGAUCUAGCUGUUGUUAAAGGGGUGUCUAUGGAGGAUUCUGACAACACUUGUGGUUUUGCUGGAGACCAUGUUACAGUCAUUUUAACUGGAAUGGACAUGGCUCAUGUCAAUGUUGGAAGUGUCUUGUGUGAUCCUCAGAAUCCCAUAAAAAGUGCCAUAAGGAUAAGGGCAAGGAUUGUCAUAUUUAACUUGGAAUUACCCCUGACAAAGGGAUUUACGGUUGUGUUCCAUUAUCAGUCUAUCACAGAACCAGCUGUGAUAAAACGUCUCAACAGUCAACUCAACAAAACCACAGGAGAGGUCAUUAAAAAUAGGCCCAAGUGCCUUGUUAAAAACAGCAGUGCUGUUGUGGAAAUUGAAUUUGAGCGACCUGUCUGUCUAGAAAUGUAUAAAGAUUUUAAAGAUUUAGGGAGGUUUAUGUUACGGCAUGGGGGUCAUACAAUUGCUGCAGGACUAGUAGAAGAGGUAUUGAAAACAAAAUCAAAAACAGAUGAAAAUUCACCAGAAUGACAGUUUUUCCAAGAAGCUAAUCUUGACAUUUUGAGACUUUGUCUCGUGCUUAUCAGCUCUUUAGGGCCUUGCCAGAUAAUUCAUUCAAAAGUUUUGCUUCUUAAUUUAUUCAAAAGAAAAGGGCCACACAACCAUUUUUAUUUGGUCAUUCUUGACUUGCUUAAACAUGCUUACCAGCCUUACCUUCAUCUUCCUCAGUUGUUUAUUCUAUUGACAAAGUCAAAUUACUGAAGAUAGUUUCAAAUGACACAUUUUUUUUCUUUUCUUUUCUUUUUUUUUUUUUUAUAAAGGGAAAUUAAAAGAUAAUUUCCUGGAAAAAAAAACUAGAAAAUUUUAUUUUGUGAUUAAUUGCAUUUUAACAUUCUUUUAAAUGUGCAUGUAAAUUUAAAUCAGUAC
This is a messenger RNA of Saccostrea cuccullata (small rock oyster), 2717 nucleotides long. RefSeq names its product HBS1-like protein. The record is from RefSeq and is a predicted model, not a curated record. NCBI's taxonomy places the organism in Eukaryota, Metazoa, Mollusca, Bivalvia, Ostreida, Ostreidae. Bases 105 to 2321 code for a protein of 738 amino acids. The transcript has 17 exons. Gene Ontology annotation, molecular function: GTPase activity; GTP binding. Gene Ontology annotation, biological process: translation.